AUGGCGGUACUCAAGGUGAAGUUCACCAAAACCAAGCGUUGCAAGCUGGCCCAAAUUUUGUGGAUCCUCAACUGGAUUUCUGUAAUCACCGGCAUCAUUCUCUUCAGCCUGGGUCUCUUCCUCAAAGUCGAGAUCCGGAAAAAGAACGAGAUCAUGUACAAUCGAGAAAUCCAUUCCGUCCCCAACAUGCUCAUUGCCGUUGGAGUCAUAGCCUGUGGAAUUAAUUUCCUCGGCGGGAAGAUCUGCUACGACUGCUCCGACUCCAAUAAGUUUCAUCGCUGGAAGCUAAUCAUGCUCCCCUACAUUAUCUGCACCUUCUUUUUCACCUUUUGCGUCCUGGUGGGGGCGCUAAUGUGUUAUACCAUGAAGAAUGAACUGGAAGAAUCCCUCUACCUGGGCUUGAAGGAAGCAUUAAAGUUCUACAAGGACACGGACAUCCCUGGAAGGUGCUUCCUAAAGAAGACCAUUGACCUGCUGCAGAUGGAGUUUCGCUGCUGUGGGAAUAACGGCUUCCGGGACUGGUUUGAAAUCCAGUGGGUCAGCAUGCGGUAUCUGGAUGUGUCCAAUAAGGAGGUCCAGGACCGCCUAAAGAGUAACGUGGACGGGAAGUACUUGAUGGAUUCAGUUCCUUUCAGCUGCUGCAAUAUUUACUCCCCUCGGCCCUGCAUCCAGCAUCAGCUGACCAACAACUCGGCCCACUACAGCUACGAAUUCCAGACGGAGGAGCUCAACGUGUGGAUGACCGGCUGCCGCCAAGCACUGCUCGAGUACUAUAUGCAGAUCAUGCAGUCGAUUGGAUUCACCGUUCUCAUUAUUUGGCUCUUUGAGCUGUCUGUGCUUACUGGGGUGCGCUAUCUUCAAACGGCCUUGGAGAAUGUCCUUCUGCAAGGUGACCCAGACUCUGAAUCGGAGGGCUGGCUUCUUGAAAAUGGCUUUGUGGAGACAGCUCGCACCAAUUUUAACAUCAUUAAGAACCUUGGCAAAUCAAACCAAAUUAAUGCAGUGUCCGGGAAUGAGGACCCCAACCUUAAUGUUACUCCCUCCAGCCAUGGAGCUACUAGGACACACAUUCCAACUGUCAGCUAAGUACUGGAGUCUGGAGGGAGGAUCAAACAUCAACCCUGAGGGGCUUCACACCAUCUCCAACAAAGAUAAUGGAAUGGAAGAUGACAGGAACUGGAACCAUUGCCUUCAAUCCAAACUACACCCAUAAUGUCUCCUGAUCCCAACUGUCCAGCCCAAGGGUUAAAUUAUGCAGGAUCUUAAAAAGCUGUUGGUUAACAAGAGACUUUGUUUCUGAAAGUUAUGCUUAGAAGAACAAACACCUCAGGAUGAUUGGUCUGUUUCAACCAGGGUGAUCUUUACUGAUGGUGCACAGAUCAGACAUGUGAAACAUUCCAACACACUUGUAACUCACAAGAGGACUGGAUGCUGAUGGAACUUCAUGGAGAGGAGGCCAUUAGAUGGGACCCAAAGGCUGUGUUGCUUGAUGAUCAUCAAAGACAAGACAAGUACAAAGCUCCAGAGGGAGCAGGUUCAGACCACCAUGUUUGGAAAGGCAAAUGGCGAGAACUGUAAAUGUGUCAACAACAGUCCUAUUCACAUAGUGCUAUGAAGACUUGA
Polypterus senegalus (gray bichir) is the source of this 1623-nucleotide messenger RNA. Its product is annotated as photoreceptor outer segment membrane glycoprotein 2-like. Bases 1 to 1086 code for a protein of 361 amino acids. NCBI's taxonomy places the organism in Eukaryota, Metazoa, Chordata, Cladistia, Polypteriformes, Polypteridae. The record is from RefSeq and is a predicted model, not a curated record. The transcript has 3 exons. Gene Ontology annotation, cellular component: membrane. Gene Ontology annotation, biological process: visual perception.